This is a messenger RNA of Ophidiomyces ophidiicola, 1353 nucleotides long. RefSeq lists its product as uncharacterized. The record is from RefSeq and is a predicted model, not a curated record. Gene Ontology annotation, cellular component: mitochondrial small ribosomal subunit. Gene Ontology annotation, biological process: mitochondrial translation. The transcript is spliced from 2 exons. Gene Ontology annotation, molecular function: structural constituent of ribosome. Bases 1 to 1353 code for a protein of 450 amino acids. NCBI's taxonomy places the organism in Eukaryota, Fungi, Ascomycota, Eurotiomycetes, Onygenales, Onygenaceae.
AUGCCGCCCAGAAUACCCAACUCGCACAGACUCAGCACCUCUUUCUCAGCACACAUUUCCUCAACCCAAUCCUUCCAAACACCCUUCUCCCGCCCUUCUAUACCUUCAAAACAUCUUCCUUCCUGCGCAUCCUCUCCCUUAACAAGGCCAUUCUCAUCCUCACCCUCCGCAAAAGCAAGAGCAUUUGAACCAGAACCGGAAGAUGAGGAAUCGGUAGGGCCGGGUGAAGGGUCAGCUGCAACCAAACUUCGCGUUGAAUUCUACUCUUGGCUGAAGGGAGCGGGCGCUAAUUUCAAGCACCCAAUCCCUGGUGCCACUAAUUAUCUCACUGCAUAUGAUAAGCUAGGCAAGCCCCUGAACAAGCAAUAUGAUGCGGAGUCGGGGCAGCAACAACAAGAAGAAGAAUGGCAGCAGGAGGAAGAUGACACGGUCUUGACUGGUGAUGGGCUGUUGCAGCGACAAGUGAAAUCACAUCUAAGACCCUUCCCUCUAAACCCGACCUUUGUUAGCCAGAGCGUGCUGAGCGAGGACUUGCGGAAUGAGAUAUAUCAGCAGGUCAAGGUAAAAGGGAAGGGUGUACGAGCUGUGAGUGUUCUGUUUGGGGUGGAUAUGAGACGGGUUGCGGCGGUAGUACGGCUGGUGGAGUUGGAGAAGCAAAUGAUCCGACAGGAAAAACCUUUAGCCUUACCAUAUGCCCGUGCUAUACACCAGAUGAUUCCUACCACCCCUCUUGGCAGUACCCCCGGAGAACAAGUUGCCCACGAACCCAUUAAUGACCUUCCAGUACACCGUUUAACAGACCCCCAAAUCUUCUAUCCUGUUUCAGAAUCCCGAAGCUUCACUCGAGUCGACGCUGGCAGAGUAUUCUCUGCUGCGCCGGCCUUAUUACGCUCCGAAGAGGGUGCCGAGUUCAAUACCCCAGAAGCAAUAGCCGCGAUAACACAAAACCCCAAAGCCAUCGAAAAAGUAGGCGAGGGCGCUCACCAAGAGCAAGUUCUUCAACCUGCUGACGUGCGCAUUCCCCACCCUCACCUCGUCUCAUUCGAACACGAUCACAUGACACUGAAGGGCGAAUCGAGGCAGCGUAACCAGCGGUUCCUCGAUCGCCUGGAUGCUGAGGAAGCUGCAGAAGCUAAAGACAGGAAGGCCGCAAAGCAAAAGAGGGAAGCUCGCAUCGAGCGCGUUCAGCCUGCCAAUAGCCGAUUUGAGUAUAGAUUUGAAUCCGCUAUGGUAACCCGCGAGAACACCGGCAAGGAGUGUCGGGGCCGGCCUGCACCUGGUUAUCGAUAUGGUGUGCCUAGUAAUGCUAGGAAGAGAGGCGUGGUUAAGAUUCCUACGAAAGUGGAAGUUUAA